Molecule: messenger RNA, 3265 nt
Organism: Dimorphilus gyrociliatus
Lineage: Eukaryota; Metazoa; Annelida; Polychaeta; Dinophilidae
Source: the annotation of a GenBank genome assembly
AUACCAGAUAUAUUGUCGGCAAUACCAAUAUGGAGGAACUAAUCAAAACAAUUCAAAAUUUACCCUAACUGAUUAUUUUUGUUAGAUUUGUCAGAUACUGUUGAUCGUAUGUUACUAUUACAUAUUUUGUACAAUGACACAUAGCACAAUCUGAUCGAUGAUGUAUUCUGUGGGGAAAUUAAAACAAAAAGGAAAAGAUGUCGUCACUGUCGGACCUCAAUUAGCGUUACAAGCCAUUGCAACUUCAGUAAAUGAACGUCCUAUUGGUUCAAAACAGACAUUAAGUGCUGGUAGGGCAGACGAUAAAUUUCGUAAGGACAUUCCAGUAAGUGGCGUGGUUUAUGGUUCUAGUAAUCCUUCAUCGACAAGAUCUGCUCAACAACAUAAUAAUGAUAACACUUUACCAGAACCAAUACUUCGAGCGUCUACUGCUCCUAGAAGGCUUAUGCAAACUUUACCCACCGCUUAUGUACAAGAUUUAACAACAAAUCAUGUUGACGAGAAUCGUUCAAUUUUAUUGAAUUCUCAAGCGUUUCCCGGAGGUAAAAUAGCCGUAAAAGCACCUUCGAGUGCCUCCCGAUUGGGAACGAAUAUUCCAGGUAGUUCAGUCGUAUCAGAGGCGGAUGGCGAUCGCGUGAUGUUUACCGAAAGUCCAUUACAUCCGGGUGUCCAAAUUGUGUAUAGGACGCCAGAAGAACGUCAAUCGAACCCUGAUCGAUUGAAUCUUGAUAGGCGGCGAUUGAGUGCUUGUCCUAUGUUGGAGAAUGAGGACCAAUUACGCUUACUUAAUUAUCAGCAUAACUCAAUAAGUAAAAUCCAAAAUGUAUCUCGUCUAAGAAAGCUGAUUUUUCUUGAUAUGUAUGACAAUCAUGUUGAAAGUAUUUCGGGAAUAGAAACCCUUAAAUCAUUAAGGGUACUUAUGUUAGGAAAAAAUAGGAUAAGAAAAAUCGAAAAUUUAGGAGAACUUUUGAAACUUGACGUUCUUGAUCUGCACGGCAAUCAGAUUCAAUCCAUUGAAAAUUUGCAACACUUAACAGAAUUAAGAGUAUUAAAUUUAGCGGGAAAUCAAAUUAAAUAUGUUGAUAAUUUAAAAGGAAUGACAGCUUUACAAGAAUUAAAUUUACGAAGAAAUCAGAUCAAUGUUGUGCGGCUACUUGUUGCAAAAAUUAUGCCCAUGGAUCAAAUGUUUUUGACAAAAGAUGGACUUGUCUGCGAGUGUUCCAAGAGGACUGUUUCGACUCCACCGUCUUGUAAACUGCCACCUUUACCUUUACGGAUGUAUCAACAAUCGAAAAAAGUUUAUCCUAGACCCUUAAGAUUAUUUUCUCAAGCUAAACUAUCUGGAUUAGCGUUUAGCUAUGAUGAUAUAACCUGCUUAGGAGAUUCUAUGAGUUUACUUGAAUUGACUUUAGAUGGUAAUCCUAUUUCUCAAGAAAGCCAUUAUAAGCAAAAUAUAUUAAAAAAUAUUCAUCAUUUAAAGAGUCUAGAUAAUAAAAAACUAACUGAAGAAGAGAGAAGAUUAGCUAUGAUAAUGGCUAGAAAAGAUGUUGAAAAGAAAAAGGAAACAAAUAAAGUUGCCGCCUUAAAAGAGAGAAGAAUGGUAGCUAUUAACAAUGCUAAAAGACAAUGGGAAAUGAUGCAGGGUAGUUUAAUGGCUAAAACCAGCUCGCAAGUCAAUUCUAUAAAAGAAAUUCAUGCCACUCAUGUAGGAAAUAUACCUAAUGAAGUUACUGAGACAAAUCGACAACUCAAGUCUAGUCGUAGUAAUAGCAUUAGGCCUGCUAGCGCUAAAUCCGUUGUUGAAAAUACUCAAAAUGCAAACGGGACUGGCCUUUUAGAAAGUCGACCCUCUACUCGACCAGCUUCUUCAAAUGCACAUAGGACUAGUUCGAGAGCACCGAAUAGUUUAGAUCACUUGGCUGAAUUGGAAAAUGAAAAUACUCUUAGUCUUUAUGGUGCCGGAGCAUUGGACGCUCUCGAUAAGAAUUGGGGUGUUCAAGCUGCUGGAGUAAUUUCAACGAUAAUUUUCAAGUUCAUAGAAUUUGAUUGUAUCAUAAAACAUCUUGGAAAGCUUCGCGCUCGUUAUCCCUCAGUAACGAGUCUUAUAUUUACUGCGGCGAAUAUAAAAAACCUUGCUCAAUUCAAUGCCUUAGCUGUGCUUCGACGACUAGAUUCUAUAACCAUUGAAAUAGAAGACGAUAUCAUGCUUGCUAAAGAUAAGGUGCCGCGCCUACCGCGCGAGGCGAAAGAGCGUAUUUUGCAAUUAAAGGAAAAAAGGAUUAAAAAAGACCCGCAAGAAAAUGAAAAGACUAUUUCUAAUCAAAUUAAGCCUACUGACUAUUACAGUAGACAUGUUCUUAGACUGCAGGACUAUUCUACGAAAUGCCAUAACAGCUUAGUAAUGAUUGGAUCACCAACUCUUAUGAAGAAUAAAUACGAAACUGAAACUGACAGUUGUGAUUUAAUGACAUGGAGAUCUUCUUUGAAAAAAGUUCCUGAUAAAAUCCCUGUCAUUCUGAAAAGAAAUGACACAGUUGAACGAUUAGUUUAUGGUGAUGAACCAGAUAGAAUGGCAAGUGCCAGACAGAGUAAAACAGAAGCUAAAGAAGAGAAACGAAAUGAAAGAGCUCGUUCAUGUUCUCCACUUCCUGCAGGACUUCCGGCUAUAACUGUUCGAACUCCACCCGCUUGUAAUCUGCCUUUAAGCGUCAAACCGGCUAACAAUAAGGCCGAUAAGUUGAGCAUAAUAGAACGCUUUUUGAAAGAUUGUGAAAUUCAUAAGCGCUUUGAAAAGAAGGCCAAAAAAACGGUUACGCCAACAGAUAUUGUAAAUGCUGAGAAGUACUUUAGCAUGCUCUCUCAUAUGACCACAACUCAGUUAUCCCACUCCAGACUGCUUUCAUUGAUAGGCGAUCCAAGAAGAAAGCAUUUGUCUUAUACUGCUGACGAAAAGAGUCGCUUAGAAACUGUUCGGCAAAUUGAUAAACAACACCCGGGAGAGAGUGUAUCUCGUGCAGCUUUAACAUAUGUAACGCAAGAUGUCAUUAGAUCAAAAUCGAAGGCCUGCAAUACCCGAAAACGACUGGCACGAUCUCUAGUGGCUGAGCUAACCGUUCAAGCAGUGAACAUUCAUCAAAAGCAGAUGGCUCUUGAGCAAAUUUGGCCUAGUAUUAUAAAGGAAAUGAUUCAUAAAAUAGUCGUUGAAGUUUCCCCCGAUGUUCAGGGUUUUACAAAAAAGCAAUUAUCGGAAGUUGAAGGUCAAUAG